Brassica oleracea var. oleracea is the source of this 1418-nucleotide messenger RNA. RefSeq lists its product as uncharacterized. The record is from RefSeq and is a predicted model, not a curated record. NCBI's taxonomy places the organism in Eukaryota, Viridiplantae, Streptophyta, Magnoliopsida, Brassicales, Brassicaceae. Bases 749 to 1348 code for a protein of 199 amino acids. The transcript has 8 exons.
GUUAAACAAAGGCUGCCGAUUUUGCCGGUUCCCUGUAGUAAUUUCGACGAAGCUUGGAACCAGUUCUUGAUUUCGAAAGCUGUAAGAUCUCGAGAAGCUCAAGGAGAAUUCUUUUCUGCUCCGUUGCGAAUGGUGAUCAACCUUUUAGGAGUUUCUGUGUUUUUUUUCUAAUUCUGCUGUCACUAAAAGUCAGACACGACCAAAACUGUGUGUUCCCUUUGUGUUCGUGUCUGUUUCGUUAUAUGAUCUUAAGAGUAAUCAAAAAAUGCAUUUGUGACGAAAGUGAAGGAAAGGAGUCAUGAUGACUUCUCUGUAGCACAACUUUACACAUGCAUUGACAGUAUAUAUCAGAUAAACAACCUAUGACUAGGUAUAUUCUCUGGCAGGUGCUUGUGUUCUUUUUUUGAACAGUGAAACGAUGAGAAGACCAAGUCAAAUGAUGAAACUUCUUCUAACAUCCUUCUUCGGUGUUAUAGUUGGUUUCCUUAUGGGUAUUACUUUCCCAACCCUUACCUUAACUAAGAUGAAUCUUCCAUCCACAUUGUUUCCCUCCAUCGAUCUUGCAUACAUUGAGGAUAAAUACUCUGACUUGUCAAGAAAAAAGACUAUUUAGUGCUUGGUCUUCUUCCACAAAGAGCCCCAAACUCAAAUAUGGGUUCCUACUAACUGUCGUGGUGCUGAGAGGCUACCCCAGAUAUAGUCACGCCUGAAUCAGAUUUGUACCUCCGUAGAUUGUGGGGUGACCCUAAUGAGGUUCAUACAUUUUUGUAUAACAGUAUGGCUUCAAGAUUAUGGGAAAAUUCGGUUGACAUGCAUGCAGUACAUAAAAACCAAGCAGCGGUAUCUUGUAACAUUUACAGUUGGUUAUGAUCAGAGGAAAAAUAUAGACGCCGAAGAAGAUAAUUUCACUAUAAUGCUGUUUCACUACGAUGGACGGGCCAGCGAAUGGGGAAAAUUUGAAUGGUCCAAGCGAGCUAUUCAUGUGAGCAUUCGGAAACAAACAAAAUGGUGGUACGCCAAGCGAUUUCUUCAUCCUGACAUAGUCGCCCCCUAUGAGUAUAUCUUCAUAUGGGACGAGGAUCUAGGCGUGGAACACUUCGAUUCGGAAAAGUAUCUGGCGGUGGUGAAGAAACAUGGUUUGGAGAUCUCACAGCCUGGGUUGGAACCGUACGAAGGGUUAGAGGUGUCAAUUGGGCGUGCUGACCAUGGGCUAGCCCAGUCCAAUUCAUUUUGGGCGGGCUAUGGACGUCCCCAAUUUAUAAAUGGUUCAACUGGACAAAAGACCAAUUGGUACAUGGUCCAAUUGGGUGAAGACCAAAUGGACAAUGGUUGUCCAUGGGUUUCCUAAAACAUGUUUAUGAGUUUAACAAAAAAAAACAUAACUUUACAAUUUAACCCAAAACAAUAGUUUUAUCGUU